AUGCAAGCCCUUGAACAUACUUAUCACCAGGAAUGGGACACAAUAACCAUCUUUACCGACUCAAAAUCAGCCAUCCAGGCUAUUACAAACUUCAAGUGGGAUGCCAGUGCAUACAUACCUGGAAUCAUAAGACACAUUACAAACUUCAAAGCAUCGGGCACAAAAGUAAGAUUAUUUUGGAUACCUGGACACGCAGGAAUAGCAGGGAACAUGGUAGCAGACCAUCUAGCAAACUUAAGGAGAACCGAGAAGGAUGGAUCAAUCCUCAAGAAUGUCUACAGCGUCCCUGAAAAAAUACGGGAAAUAAUAAAUGACCACAAACAACAAAUGCUCCAACGCAUCAAAGCAACAACAACAAACCUAGCAGUUACAAGCCGGCACAGCAUGGGAAUCCUCCCAUGGCACACCCACAGUGUGAGACCAAUCCAGUCGGCACUAAUAAGACUUCGCAGUGGCCAUAGCAAACUCAACGGAACAAUAAGUAAAUGGGACAUGGACACUCAACCUAACUGCCCCCAUGGAUGCACUGAAACGGAAAACGCAUCCCACGUACUGCUACAAUGCCCCACGUACUCCACAGCCAGAGAAGAACUGAAACAAACGUUGGAAAAGCUGAAGUACCCAAUGGACGUACCAACUCUAACGGGAAUCAACUGCUCAAUAGCUAAACACUCACAAAAAAAAAUUGCCCAGAAAUUAAUUGUUUUCCUAAUCGAGUCCAAACUAUUAGAAAGAAUAUAA
Molecule: messenger RNA, 741 nt
Organism: Daphnia magna
Lineage: Eukaryota; Metazoa; Arthropoda; Branchiopoda; Diplostraca; Daphniidae
Exons: 1
Coding region: 1-741 (246 amino acids)
Molecular function (GO): RNA-DNA hybrid ribonuclease activity; nucleic acid binding
Source: RefSeq, a predicted model, not a curated record